CCGAGUUUACAACAACCGGAGACUGUAACCACAGACGGUUACCGGACAGACAGGUUUAAACUGACCGCCUCCUUCAGUCCGGUAUCCUCUGCGUGCACUGAGCUCUCCACCAAACUCGGUUCAGAAAUCCGUCACUUUAACUCCGCAGUCUGCUGCUCUGUAACUGUCUCAUUCACCGGCAGCUCCGUUGUUUCAGUGAUGGAGGUGGACGUCCUGGAGUUCCUGGUUCCUGUGGAGAACAACAAGACUCUGUUUGUCUGGGACAUUCAGCCGGUUCAUACUGAGGCCGAGAUCUAUGAGCGGUUGUUUUCCGUCUUCUCCUCCUUCGGUCCUCUCUACCUGUUGAAGGUGAGCUCUAACGCUCCUCUCCACCCGCCUGGUUUCUCCGCCCUCGUCAAGUUCUACUCUGCUGCUCAGGCGUCGGAGGCUCAGAGACGGACGGACGGAUGCUUGCUGUUCCAGACCUCCCCACUCAAGGUGAGGCUGAGCUCCAAACAGACUCCUCACUUCCUGUCUGACAGCAGCAGACCUCUGAGCCACGCCCGCUGCCUGGAACUGGCCAAUCACUGCCUGGGAUUCAACGGCUGGACCUCUGACAUCAUCACACUGAAGGAGCUCACCAACAAGGAGGAGGAGGAGGAGGGGGGAGGAGGGAGGAGGAGGAGGCUGAGGUUUGGGUGUCUGCUGCAGCUCUCCUUCCCCCCUCACAGACAGACGACCAGAGGAGCAGCUGUGGUGGAGGACAGCUUCACGUGCACAGGUCCAGAUGUUUUGCUGCAGAAACGCUGUAAACUACAGAAGCAGGUCAGAGAGAAAGCUCUGGUUCAGGCCUUCACUACAGUCCUGCUCAUACUACUGGGAAAUGGUAAAGUGAUGGUGGAGGUGAAACAGACCUCGGAUCAGUUUCUACCUGAGCAGAUUGAAGGAGUUCUCCAGGUGAACGAGUUUUCCUGGAGUGAGUUUGAUCCUGAUGAAGAGGAUGGUGGAGAUGAAGAGUGGGAUCUGACUGUAUCAUAGACUCCCAGAGGAUUCUGGGUAGAACUGUGGCAAAUAAUCUGGGAACUGUAUCAGAGCUUCAUAUGAAUAUUUAUUCAAUAAAUCAGUUUUAUCAGUGUCAGUGGAGAUGUGUUCUGAUUGGUUCUUGUUCACAUCACUUCUUACAAACUAUAACAUGUUUAACACAUUUUUGAUGUCUUACUAUACUAUGAUGUUUUUUUUACAUUUUGUGACAGCCUGUCAUACUAAAGUAAGGUAUCUUCAAGCAGCCAUCUUACCUUUGUUUGCCAUACACUCACGCCUCUGUACAGUGUUUAGGUUAGAUUUUGUGUUUGUCAUUUAUUUUACUAUUUUGCUUUUACACAGUGCAACAUCAGUACUGUGUACACAGACCUGUUUAUACUGUUCAUAUUGUUUAUAAUAUAUAUUAUAGAGUAUUUUGUUAUAUCUUGUUUAUAUCAUGCCUUUUUCUGUUUUUCCUGCUACAACAUUGAAUUUUCCCACUGUGGGAUUAAUAAAUUAUUAUCUUACUCUUGCUCAAAUAAAUACUUCUGAUCACCGAA
Lates calcarifer (barramundi perch) is the source of this 1559-nucleotide messenger RNA. It is a transcript of the gene rdm1, whose product is annotated as RAD52 motif containing 1. Gene Ontology annotation, molecular function: RNA binding. The record is from RefSeq and is a predicted model, not a curated record. The transcript is spliced from 8 exons. Gene Ontology annotation, cellular component: nucleolus. The coding region runs from base 199 to 1017 and encodes 272 amino acids. Lineage: Eukaryota; Metazoa; Chordata; Actinopteri; Centropomidae.